Cucurbita maxima (winter squash) is the source of this 1162-nucleotide messenger RNA. RefSeq names its product transcription initiation factor TFIID subunit 7. Gene Ontology annotation, cellular component: transcription factor TFIID complex. Bases 334 to 939 code for a protein of 201 amino acids. Lineage: Eukaryota; Viridiplantae; Streptophyta; Magnoliopsida; Cucurbitales; Cucurbitaceae. Gene Ontology annotation, molecular function: RNA polymerase II general transcription initiation factor activity. The transcript is spliced from 6 exons. The record is from RefSeq and is a predicted model, not a curated record. Gene Ontology annotation, biological process: transcription initiation at RNA polymerase II promoter; RNA polymerase II preinitiation complex assembly.
GAUUUUCAGUAUCUCUCGACUCUUUCCCUGGCGCUAUAGGUACCCCUCGAUUUCUCUCUCACUGCUAUCCCCUCGAUUCGUCCCUCGCCGGCGGCAACCGUCAAUUGUGGGGGGACAGCUUUUGUAUCCUUGAUUUGGUACAAGGGCUGUUAAAAGCUCAAAGCACAGGAUACGAAAAACCCGAUACCAACACACCCUUCAAGAAUACAAGGUAAUCCGAGAUUAUGUUUUCAAAUUGAAUCAACUAGAUGAAUUGAACGAAUUUUUGUGUGGAAGCCCAUUUCUUUCCAGAUUUGAUAACCCAAAAGUUUUAUUGAUUUUGACUCUGAAUUCAUGGAGGAGCAAUUUGUACUGAGGGUUCCACCUUCUGUUGCUGAACGAAUUGAACGUCUACUGAAUGAAAAUGCUUCGUCAUCUGAAGAUCCUUCAUUGGAUUUGUCUUUCUCUGAGGAUGGGAGAAGUGGCACUUUUGCCAUUGGUGACGACCAUUUUCCAGCAUCACUUCUGGAUCUCCCCUGUGUAGUGGAAUCAUAUAAAACAUACGAUGAUACUGUGCUAAUCAAAGCUGCAGACAUUGCCCAGAUGAUUAUGGUCAGAGAACCAGGCGACCCUGCGCCAGAUUCAACCGAGUAUAGACAUGGUCUGACCCCUCCUAUGAGGGAUGCUCGAAAACGUAGAUUUCGAAGAGAGCCGGAUUUAAAUCCUGAGCUCGUACGACGUGUGGAGAAAGAUUUACUAAACAUCAUGGCAGGAGGAACUACCGAAAAUGCAGAUGUUGGAGUGGCUGAACAUCAAGAUGAUAAACAUGAGAAUUCUCAUCAUGCAAGUGCAAAGCCUGCAUCCACUCCUGCAGCGAAGCCUGAUGUGAUGGAAACUGAGACAACUGUUGGGGAGCCUGAAAGGAGCGACUCUGAUGACUCUGAUCAUUCAAUUGAUUAGGUAUAUUAUUAUGCUGUUCAGACCAAACUGUUUGUAUCUCUGAUGAAAGUUGUAUCAACCUGGUUGUAUAUGAAAAGACAUGGAGACUGGUUGUCUGUACCCCAACUCUUCAGUGAUUACAAGUUCAUUUAUUGCCCCUAGCGUCUAGAAACAGAACACUGGAUGAUUUCUUUGGUGCAUAAUUGUAAGAACGAUUCUAAUAGAGUUUUAUCUAAUGUGGAAA